Molecule: messenger RNA, 361 nt
Organism: Salarias fasciatus (jewelled blenny)
Lineage: Eukaryota; Metazoa; Chordata; Actinopteri; Blenniiformes; Blenniidae
Product: semaphorin-6B-like
Exons: 3
Coding region: 65-361 (98 amino acids)
Molecular function (GO): protein binding
Source: RefSeq, a predicted model, not a curated record
ACAAACACACGUAUUGCAGUGCACAAUGAAAAAUUUCUAUCUCCUCUCUCUUUGUUAACAGUGCAUGUGGGCUGCUGCCAUGGCAACCGUGGCCCCUCCCCUCACAUUUCUUCUCCUGCUGCUUCAACUGGCUGAUGGCUCAUUCCCAGAGGAACCCAGUCCACUCAGCUACGUCCCUGUAGAGGUGGUGAGGCGCUAUCCAGUUUUCCUGGGCAGAGCCCAUCGCUCGGCUCAGAGGCAGGAGCUGCACAUCCAGACCGUCCUCCAAGUCAACCGCACACUCUACAUAGGAGCCAGAGAUGAUUUGUACCGGGUGGAGCUGGAUAACAUGGCAGGAGAUGAGAUGUUUACAGCAAGGUAG